AAUGCAGCAGCUUUCACACAGAGAAGCCGAAGCGGAAGUUUCUCACCACCAACCAGACAGUUUUCAGACAGAAACCUGGAAACCAAAGUAUCAGUCUUAGAGGAACAAAGUUUGCAUUCCCUUCAGUAGGGAGAGGUCCUUGACGACAUAUCUGAUGAAAACCAGCAUUGCCAAAAAAGGAACAUCAGACAGAGGUGGUAUUGUGAUUGGUUGCUUUGUGCUUCAGUACCUGGGUGACAUUUAAAGGACAAACUUUAUUCAGUUUUUCUUCGCACCUGUCGUCCUCUUUUCCCGAUCGAGAGCGAGGAUGACCACCGAGAAGGCCGACGAUUACACUCCCGUGGCGGUGGGCACCGCUCAGCCUCCUGACCUCGAUCAGCCUAAUUUUCCUGCCGCGUUUGGCUUCACUGUUCCGGGCCCGGAGGUGCACGGCGGGGCCGUCCUUGCCCCUGGCGGCCUGCCGUACCCUCCUCCUCCACCGGUCGCCUUCCCCUCCGUGAUCCCCGGAGCCUACGGGAUGACGGUGAAGCCACAAGAUGGAAGCUCAGGUUAUGUCAACCCCAAUUACCCAGGCUAUCCAGAAAAUGCCCCGCCGUAUUCUCCACCUGCCCCAGGCUUUGUUGACAGCUAUAGUGGUGGGAAUCCUUACCUCAGUGAGGAAGCUCCUCCACCCUUCAAUGAGAAUCAAGACUUUGAUUUUGGAUUAGACAACAAGAGCAUAAGAAGGGCCUUUAUUAGAAAGGUGUACUUGGUGUUAACCGCUCAGCUCAUGGUGACAUUCGGAUUUGUGGCUGUCUUCACCUUUGUACACCAAGUGAAGUUUUUUGUUAUAGACCACAUGUGGACAUAUUUAUUGUCCUAUGGAGUGUUUUUGGGGUCGGUUUUCGCGAUCAGCUGCUGCGGAAAUGUCCGCCGAAGACACCCCUGGAAUCUGGUGGCGUUGUCCAUCCUGACGCUCAGCAUUUCCUACAUGGUGGGUACCAUUGCCAGCUUCCACGAAACCGAGGCUGUGAUCAUGGCGGUGGGAAUCACUGCCUUCGUUUGUUUUACGGUGGUCAUUUUCUCCAUGCAGACCAAGUAUGACUUCACUUCCUGUUACGGCGUGCUUUUUGUUUGUUUGCUGGUCCUGAUUCUCUUCAGCAUCCUCUGCAUCUUUCUGCAAAACAACAUCCUGCAGAUUGUCUACGCUGGACUGGGAGCUUUGCUCUUCACAGCAUUCCUGGCUGUGGACACCCAGCUGCUGCUUGGCAACAAGGAGCUCGCUCUGAGCCCAGAGGAAUAUGUCUUUGCUGCUAUCAACCUGUACAUGGACAUCAUCAACAUCUUCCUCUACAUUCUCGCUCUCGUCGGAAGAGCCCGAGGCUGAGCGGAGGGAGUGUCCGAUGGCGAUCAAGGCAGAACAUUAUUUGGAAUUUGCAUAAAGGACCAAGUUUCCAUAAUCAAAGCUUUUGACUUGCUUUCUAGUGUGUAUUUAACAUAGGGUUAAAUGCUGCUCUUGUUUCACCCAGUGUAAAUGCUUAUCUUAAAUUGAUGCUGUCAGUAGUGUUUGGUUGAUAACUGAAGUUUUCUUUGUUGAACUUAUUUUAAAAUCAUAUUUUUGUUUAUGGGGAGAUCUGAUUAAAGCUCAGCUGGUGAGCAUCUAAUGAGGGAUUCACACUUAAGGAGUGCAAAUAGGUCAGUGUGCUUGAUGCAGUUUUCCACUGGUAUGACUGUAUGAUGAUGUCUAAAAUUAUUUAGUCACCAACCAAAGACCAUGAAAUCAUAAUAUAUCGGAUCAAGGUUGAUGUUUUGCUGCAGCCGUCAGUAGGAAUGUGAAGGGAAAUUGGCAAAAUUGUGGGAGCCGAGUCUCUGAGGACACCCCUGCUAAAAAACCUUAUUGAAAAGUGACUACAAAGUGGUCGUUGUGAAAUAUUUCUAUACUGUUUUUUCCAAAGUACUGUUUGAAAUUCUAUACUGUUUUCACUAUGGUCUACAGUCUUAAGUACUUUUGUAAACCUGAUGUCUGUUCUUUAUUUGGAAUAAAGUCUGAACAAUUCUA
This is a messenger RNA of Poeciliopsis prolifica (blackstripe livebearer), 2038 nucleotides long. It is a transcript of the gene grinab, whose product is annotated as glutamate receptor, ionotropic, N-methyl D-aspartate-associated protein 1b (glutamate binding). The record is from RefSeq and is a predicted model, not a curated record. Gene Ontology annotation, biological process: negative regulation of apoptotic signaling pathway. The transcript has 8 exons. Gene Ontology annotation, cellular component: endoplasmic reticulum; membrane; Golgi apparatus. The coding region runs from base 308 to 1366 and encodes 352 amino acids. Lineage: Eukaryota; Metazoa; Chordata; Actinopteri; Cyprinodontiformes; Poeciliidae.